ACCUCACGUUACUUAUUUACGUUGUGUUUCUGAUUGUACUAUGAACCACGAAACCAAAGAACCAAGAAGACCCAGUAUCAGCGUUCUGCAACCGGACUCCGGCCCGAUACCAUUCCCCAGCCACAAGCCUAAUCGGUCCAGGUCCAGUUCCCAAGUCAUAACUCCUGCUGUGGGAAAAACCAAGGAAGAGGUUAAAAGACAAUAUUCGUAUUCGGUGCUGUCUGUCGGAUCCGACAUGGAUGAUGGCCUCGGCACCAACAAUCCCUAUGCCAACCGUAACAGGAAGUUGAGUGAGGUUGACUUGGAGAACCAACUAAUACUAACUGCGGGAGGCAGCAGAGAAGAUGUGUGUUGUUUUUUCAUCAAGUUGUUUGUGUUAAUGAUACUUGUGAUCGGAUCGGGGGUGUUGAUUUUCUAUGCCUUGUAGGGCAGGUGGAUCUGGAUAUUGAAAGAUUUGAGGAGUGAAGAUUCAAGAGAUUUGAAGGUGAAGAUUCAAGAGAUUCGAGGUGAAGGACCAAGAGAUUUAUGAACUUUUGGAGUCGGUAGGGUGGCUAAAGGGACGGUUUUAUAGACAUUUACAGCUAUUGAGGCGCUUAUGCUAUGGUGUUUUUGUAGCACAAUAUUAAAUAAACGGUGAUAUCU
Yamadazyma tenuis ATCC 10573 is the source of this 642-nucleotide messenger RNA. NCBI's taxonomy places the organism in Eukaryota, Fungi, Ascomycota, Pichiomycetes, Serinales, Debaryomycetaceae. The record is from RefSeq and is a predicted model, not a curated record.